This is a messenger RNA of Striga asiatica, 549 nucleotides long. NCBI's taxonomy places the organism in Eukaryota, Viridiplantae, Streptophyta, Magnoliopsida, Lamiales, Orobanchaceae. The record is from the annotation of a GenBank genome assembly.
AUGGCAGUGCGGCGUAGAGGUCUGCUUGUGUUGUGCUACCUGAAGGGGGAUGGCGGGCUCCAUGUGAAGGGUCGCAGCAUAGAGACGAAGCAGUUCUGUAGCGCGGAAUGCUGGCGCGGAGUGGAGUGCUGCUUCGCCGCGGCGCGGAGGACGUGCCUUCCCGCAGCAGGGCCUUCGGGCCACCACGACGGCAGCGUCCUCCGAGCCGUGUGGUUGAAUUUCGUAGACUCGUUGGAAGUGGCAGUGGCCUUUUCCUCGGGCGAGAUGGCAGGUCCUUCCCUUGGGUUUCGCCUUCUUGCAAGUUGCCAAGGUGGGUCGGGGUCCGACGAUUCCUCGGAUUCUAGUUCCGACCGACCGUCACCGGCGGCGGCCAGUCUCCGUCCAGUUCGGUUUCUGUCCAGUUCUUUAGUCCCCAUCUUGUUGCCUCUGUCCGGCUUCAUGGCCCUCGUCAUCGAGAGCCUGCCGGAUCCAGCUUCGCCGACAGUAGGUGAGAAGUUGGUUCUGACGCCGACAGCAGAGGGAAUGCUUUUCCAGUCACCAGCAGCAUGA